Messenger RNA from Daldinia childiae, 501 nucleotides. RefSeq lists its product as uncharacterized. Lineage: Eukaryota; Fungi; Ascomycota; Sordariomycetes; Xylariales; Hypoxylaceae. The coding region runs from base 1 to 501 and encodes 166 amino acids. The record is from RefSeq and is a predicted model, not a curated record. The transcript has a single exon.
AUGGCAUCAGGUCUAUUCUUCGACCCCUUAACACUCCUGCGUGUCGCACCACUAGUCACAUCAACAGCCUCCAUCGUCAUCGCAGGCGACUCGCACAUCUUCCUCAGCGCCCUCGUCUCGCUUAAACAACAACGAGGAAAAGUCAACGAGGUCGCACCGCGCUACUUCGAGACAUUCUUCUGGAACGCGUUGCCCUCCAUCUUCAUCACAUAUGGCUUGUCUGUUACUUUCGGUCUCGUCAACUCUUACUCGAGAUUUCACGCUGCUUCUUGGAACUGGUACGCGGCCGGCUCGACUCUAGCUUUUGCUCAUUUCGCUUUCGUGCCGAAGAUUAUGUGGAAGGUCAAGGACGCUAUCGAUGCGAAGGAAGAUCCUAACGGUGGAGGUGUUAAUGCUAUUCAGAGCUGGCUGGAUGUGCACCACGUGAGGACUGCUAUGGUUGAUAUUCCGGCGUGGGCAUGUUUCCUCGUCGCUACGGUGAAGGCUCUUAAGUCAAUUUAG